CACCUCUCCUUGCAAGACCAGUCACUGAGGAGACUGACUCUACUCUCCCUAUAAAGAAUGUGACUACUGCAAUAAUACCAACAACGAUGACUGUAGCUCCUCCUGUUUAAUAGAGACUGGAUUUGAGUGCACAUCCUGGAACGCCUAAGAAUGAAAAAAAAUAUGUGGAGAUGGGCUCAAAGAGGGCGACGAAGACUGUGAUUAUGCCAAUAGUGGUGAGACUGAUGGUUGAUACUAGAACUGUACAGUUGAGACAGAUCACACCAGUAUUGGAGAAGGUAACUUGACACAGUGUAAGAGGGAAUGGAGUGAUGGGUUCUAGAGAUGACUUAGAGGUAGAUUGAGAUUAUUAUAAUCAAAUAGAUGGUGAUGGGUGUGAUUUGAGGUGAGAGACAGAAGAAGGAUACAUUUGAAAUUCUCUCAACUUUUUAAAUAGUAUCUGAAAGCCGAUAUGUGGAGAUGGACUGGUUAUUGCUCCUGAAACAUGUGAUGUGCGAACAAUUUCAGAUAAGCUUAGAAGUAACUUUUAGUAGAGAUGGAUGUAGUUCUAAAUGAACUGCUGAGAAGGAUACGCUUUGAGUUAAGAAAACUCCAAGGAGACCAAGCAUAUGCAAGAAAUGAGACAUAAAACAUUGCUUAAAAUGAAAUCUAAAGGAUUAUAGCAUAUGAAUAAAAUGUGAGAAAUCUUUUAUACUCAGAGGCUCAACAAAAUGAUAUUAUGAAGAAAAUACAACAAUAAUUUUAAUAAAAUCACAAAAUUUGGCUUGUAAAAUAUAUUAUGCAAGGUAUAUCAAAUAAUAAAUUUAAAUUUUGAGAAAUAUUCUCCAAUAGUUUACAAAGUCUCUGAAAGUGUUCAUCAAAUGUCUUCAAGUUCUCAGGCAAUCUCAGGAGUCAGUGCAGGAGCUACAGUAGGAGUGUCAAUUUUAAAUUUAUUAUUCAUUGCAGCCAUCUGGUCAAUAGUGAAUCAACUCCAGCUCUAUUUGCUGUUGCUUCUCAUUAAAACUCAAUUUUCAGAAAGCGUAAAAGCAAUGAUUUUAGGGAACAAGAUGAUGCAGUUCAAUCUCAACAUUUUUUUGAUUGAUAAGCUUCAAAAAGUUCCAGAAUUUAUGAACUGGCUAAACAUUGAGCAAGAGAAUAUUUACCUCGAAACAAUCGGCAUUGAAUCCAGCACAAGUUUACUGAAU
Messenger RNA from Moneuplotes crassus, 1184 nucleotides. The record is from the annotation of a GenBank genome assembly. NCBI's taxonomy places the organism in Eukaryota, Ciliophora, Spirotrichea, Euplotida, Euplotidae.